AUGGAGGAGGCCAUAUGUGGUGGUGUCAAAACUUGGCAGCCAGGCUCCAUCCUCUCAAAUGAGAGGCAGGCAAUAAAGAGGCAGGCUGCCCAGACUCAUAACUCCCCACGCCAUCCGCGUCCAGACUCCACCCCGGCACAUCCCCGGUGUUGUGGAAGUCACGCUGUCCUACAAGUCAAAGCAGUUCUGCAAAGGUGCCCCUGGAGAUUUGUCUAUACCGCCCUGAACGAGCCAACCAUCGACUACGGCUUCCAGAGGCUGCAGAAGGUCAUCCCCAGACACCCCGGAGAUCCUGAGCGGUUACCAAAGGAGGUGCUGCUGAAGAGGGCGGCCGAUCUCGUCGAAGCCCUGUAUGGAAUGCCCCACAACAAUCAGGAGAUCAUUCUGAAGAGGGCAGCUGACAUCGCCGAGGCCCUGUACAGCGUUCCCCGCAACCACAACCAGAUCCCCUCUCUCGCCAACACAGCCUCCCACGGCAUGAUGGGAGUUAACUCCUUCGGCAGCCAGCUAGCAGUCAAUGUGUCUGAGUCACAAGGGAAUGACCAAGUGGGCUACAGCCGGAACACCAGCAGCGUGUCCCCCCGGGGCUACAUCUCCAGCAGCACCCCGCAGCAGUCGAGCUACAACACCGUCAGCAACAGCAUGAACGGCUACGGCAACGCCGGGAUGAACCUGGGCGUGCCAAGCUCCCCAGGGUUCCUCAACGGAUCCUCUGCCAACUCCCCAUAUGGAAUUAAACAAAAGAGCGCCUUCGCCCCUGUGGUCCGACCCCAGGCCUCCCCACCCCCCUCCUGCACCAGCGCCAACGGCAACGGACUGCAAGGUGAGCCCCCCUCACCCCCUCAUCCCUUCCCUACGGACUACUGGUCAGAUACCGCUGCUCAGGCCUCUGUCCGGUUCGCCAUGUCCGGCCUGGUUGUCCCUCCAAUGUAAAUGCACUUUCAUCAUCUCAAGCACCAGUUGACACUCUACCACUUCAGAGGACAACAGAAAAUGCCCCACCCCGCCCCCCCGCCACCUGCCCCCCCGCAGCCCCGCCCCCUCCAAACCCCACACACGCCCCCCCUCCUCUCCAGCACACCACAAAAACGCUGGUGUAAUGUAUAGUCAAUCGCUUGUUUUUGUUUUUGUUUUUUAAAGAUGAAGAGGGAAAAAAAAAGACUUUCGUCCAACCUACAGAAAAAGAAGGAUUUCACAAAGGAACAAUAUUUUUUUUUUCUCUGUGGGAUUUUGUUUUUGUUUCUUUGUUUAUUGUUUUUUUUCCUCUCCAUUCUAUCACCCUUGAAGAGGACACGGGGAUGACGAAGGGUUUAUUUUGUAUACCUGUUGGGAUUUUUUUCGGACAUGUCCAAUCAACCACACACACUCAAUACUGGAAGGGACUCUGUGGACUCACCAUCACGGUUGUAAAGUAAAAACACUGAUGUACAGUACAUUUGCCAAUGAACUUGUUUGCCUCAGAAAAAUGUUUUUGUUUCCUUUUCUCUCUUUUAACAGAUCCACAACAGUUGUGCGUCUUUAUAAUGUGAUUUUUUUUUUUUUUUUUUUUUUUUUUGUAUUUUUACGUGUGAGGAAAAAUACACCAGGGGCCAAGACAGUUUGAACAUUUCAACUGGAAAAUAUAUAUGGAGUUAUAUAUAUCGUGUAGAAAAAUCGAUCAUAAAAGUACAACAAAUAAGAGUUAA
Solea solea (common sole) is the source of this 1685-nucleotide messenger RNA. RefSeq names its product transcription factor COE3-like. The record is from RefSeq and is a predicted model, not a curated record. Gene Ontology annotation, biological process: regulation of transcription by RNA polymerase II. Gene Ontology annotation, molecular function: DNA-binding transcription factor activity, RNA polymerase II-specific; RNA polymerase II cis-regulatory region sequence-specific DNA binding. Lineage: Eukaryota; Metazoa; Chordata; Actinopteri; Pleuronectiformes; Soleidae. The transcript is spliced from 8 exons. Bases 1 to 933 code for a protein of 310 amino acids.